UGGCGGCGGUGGUGGUCGCUUGUUUAUUGAGGUGUAGGAUGUCUUGGCUGAAACCAAGAAAACAAAGUUGAUGGAUAGGACGCCGCUUGAGAUGUAAUUGGUGAUGGCAUCGAAAGAUGAGAAGCAACAAUUACCUACUUAGGUGUACAGUACGGGAGUAUCUGACCUCAUGGACCAAUGGGCGUUCUCGUAGACGCAUCUCUCCCAAUCAGCAAUCAGGCCUACAGUGUACGUAUCUGAAUACGUACAAAUACGCACUAAAAGGGGGCAUGCAGGAAUAUCAGGGUCUACGUCAUAAGCAAGCACGAGGCGGGAGGAUCUUACGCGCUCGUACUGUACAAAGUACGGACCUUCCGUCAUUCCUCCCCGUGCCUUCUUCCCUGACUGUGAGUCCCUUCCCCGUCGUCUGUCGUCCCUUCCCCCCUUCCCUCCCCUGCCAGACCCUCUUUCCUUGCGUGCCGGCACAGACCUGUUCCUGGCUGGUGCCCCCCGCUGUCGUCAAUGCUGGGUGCCCAGUGCUCGAUAUUUAGGUAGUUUACUCCGUACUCACUGCGGCCACUCUCCACUUAGUCAGCAAGCACGCACUGUCCCGCACUCUGGACGGUACACUACCCACCCCGUCGCACCCAGCUCGCCCUACUUUGAUG
Molecule: messenger RNA, 647 nt
Organism: Colletotrichum navitas
Lineage: Eukaryota; Fungi; Ascomycota; Sordariomycetes; Glomerellales; Glomerellaceae
Exons: 1
Coding region: 117-530 (137 amino acids)
Source: RefSeq, a predicted model, not a curated record